Molecule: messenger RNA, 1278 nt
Organism: Bradysia coprophila
Lineage: Eukaryota; Metazoa; Arthropoda; Insecta; Diptera; Sciaridae
Gene: Syx16
Product: syntaxin 16
Biological process (GO): intracellular protein transport; vesicle-mediated transport; vesicle fusion
Cellular component (GO): endomembrane system; SNARE complex; membrane
Molecular function (GO): SNARE binding; SNAP receptor activity
Source: RefSeq, a predicted model, not a curated record
GAACGAAUUCCAAUCACUUCCUCUUCUCUACGUUCUCUACACAUAUGAGCAAUCAUCACAUCGAUAACAUAUUGACAAAAAAUCACAAAUCAAAAUAAAAAAAAAUUGAAUUUAUUAACCGAUUGCCUACCAUAAUACGCAGCUAUGACUUCAAGGAAUUUAACCGAAGUGUUUGUGAUAAUGCGAAACAAUGCACAACAUAACAGAAACAUGUACGACGAUGACCGUAGGGGGGGCGACAGUGAAAAGCUCUUGAAGCGCACAUUACAUGACGCUGAAGAAGGUCUGGAGCUGGGCAACGAUUGUGGUGCGCCACCCGUUUGGCUAGAUAAAUUAGAGGAGGCCCAAUAUACGAUAUCCAAGAUCAAACCGAAACUAGAUGAAUUAGGGUCGUUACAUGCAAGACAUUUACUGCGACCAACACUGGAUGACCGAUGUGAAGAAGAAGAAUUGAUCGAAGAAUUGAGCCAGGAGAUUUCGAAACUAAUCUGUUCGACGCACAGACACAUUCAAUGCAUACGGUCGAGUUUAGGAAAUGGCAACAAAAUCGAACAACGCCUUACCAAAAGUGUGGAAACUGCACUGUUAAACGCGCUUCAGGACAUCUCCACUCGAUACCGCACCAGCCAAAGCAAUUACUUGAAACAAUUGAAUUCACGUGAGGCCCGUUCCAACAUUUUCUUCGAAACGACCGAUUUUACUACAAUUGACCUGAAUGAUGACCCGCAGUCGGCACAGCUGAAUGAUGCCGUUGAAUCGUUUGACAAUUUCUUAAAACCGAAGCAAAACAACAAAAACUAUCUGAAUGAUACCGACGAACAGAUUGACGAAUAUUUCCAGAAGCCAGUGACAUCGCGAAUGACUCAACAACAGUUGCUGUUGUUUGAGGAGGAAAAUACAAAAAUGGCUGAGCAUCGCGAACAAGAAGUGACGAAAAUUGUCAAGUCAAUCGUCGACCUGAACGACAUCUUUAAGGAUUUAGCGAGCAUGGUGCAAGAACAGGGCACGGUACUGGAUCGUAUUGACUAUAAUGUUGAACAGACUCAAACGAGAGUCACUGAAGGCUAUAAGCAACUUCAAAAAGCUGAAAUGUACCAGCGAAAAAAUCGAAAGAUGUACUGCAUCAUGGUGCUGGCCGGUGUCACCCUAUUUAUGUUAAUUUUGUUGAUUUUCACCAAAUUCUAAAUACCCCAAAACGACUUCAUUUGUAAUCUAAUUAACUGAAAAAAUAUAUUUAUUCAAAGCCGUUCUGAUAUUCGGCUGGCUACCGAUCUCAAA